UUACCUGUCUGGCUGCAUUUAAAUCCGCAAGGCACAAAUCUGAAGAUGUUGUCCAGUUUAUGGAGGCUCCUCACGUACACAACCGCCGGGUUAUCUCCCCAACACACUCACGCUCACGGAUGCAGUCUUCCCGACUGCAGUGUCACCUUUGAACCCAACUGUCGUCUCUGAACUCUACCUACUCAUAAGGAGAAAGUGACCGAAACUGAAUGUCGCGGUUCAUCCAUCGGAGCUGAAGAAAGGGCCAUAAGAGGGAGCUGAUGCACUGUUGUUCAGAAUGGGGAUGGUUUCACGGGCCCUUUUUCUGUUCUCCCUGUUUUCCUUGCAGCCAUUUGUUGACAUUUUCAGAUCUGGAAUGAGGUGGAUGAGGCAGGGAUUUGCAUUCGAGGCAGUAUGCUAUCCAAAGCGGUUUCCAAAAAGUACAGUGAGAUUGAGGAGUUUUACCAGAAGCUGGCCACUCGUUACCCGGAGGCAGCUCUCCCACUGCUCCCGAGGAAAAUGUUGCUCGUCGGGGAGUCUGAUAUCCGAGAGCGAAGAGUGGCAUUCAAUGAAAUAAUGAGAUACGUCUCGAAGGACGCCAACCUAGCCACAAGCCCCGAGUUGCUGGAAUUCCUAGGAACCAAGCCGUCAGAUGCUCCUGACUUAAGAGGAGGAGACAACCCUCAUCUGGAGGAAGAAGACAAAGGAAGAGACGCCGAGUUCUUCGACUUUUUUGAACAGUCAGAGACAGCAUCCGUGGAAACCCCUCAUCAAAAGCCCUUGAAAGAUCAGGAGGCCGAGCAGGAUUUGGAAGAUGAUGAGGAGGAAGAAAUUAUGGAUCCUCUUGGCAUAAUGAGAUCCAAGAAGAAGAAGAAAAUCCCAGUUCCUGUUAAGGCCAGUAAACCCAAAUUAACCAUUUUUGAUGAGGAAGUAGAUCCCGAUCAGGACCUGUUUGGCCCAGUUAAAGAUUUUUCAUCCAAAAGCACUGAAGUGAAAUCUGCAAAAGACAAUCUGAAGUUGUUCGAUGAUCCAGAUCUCGGUGGGACUGUUCAAAUGGGAGAUUCGCUUCUAUUGCCGCUGACCUGUGAUACUCCAGAGCCCAAAUGGAGGCUCAGCCAUGAAGAAGCCACCGAGGAUCUUUUGAGGGUUGAAGAUGACUUGGAGAAGAUCUUGAACUUAGAGUCAAAGCCCAAACCCAAGCCCAAACCCAAACCCAAAGUGCCAGCCAAGCCAGCGAUUCCUGCGAAACCACAGACCUUGCCAAAGACGGGGGAGAUCUUGGCCCAGGACACAAAACAAAGGGAGCAGCAGAUACAAACCAUGAAUGAGAUGGACAUUCUUCAGUAUAUCCAGGAUAACGAAGCCUCCGGCAGUGCGGCUCCAAGCCUCUUUUGAACCCAAUUCCUAAUCCUGAUUCCAACCUAACCCGAUUCCAGAUCCAGACAGGAAACGGGGAGGAGAGGGUCUGUUUCGGAAUGCCGCUUACAGUGAUUACGUUCAGAUGCAGAAAUGGUGGUUCUACCCAGUCAAAAUUAAGUUGCCUGAUGUAACAUAAUGACAAGUAUAUAAAAGACAAGUAGCGAAA
Molecule: messenger RNA, 1564 nt
Organism: Tachyglossus aculeatus (Australian echidna)
Lineage: Eukaryota; Metazoa; Chordata; Mammalia; Monotremata; Tachyglossidae
Gene: HS1BP3
Product: HCLS1 binding protein 3
Exons: 7
Coding region: 394-1374 (326 amino acids)
Molecular function (GO): phosphatidylinositol binding
Source: RefSeq, a predicted model, not a curated record